Helobdella robusta is the source of this 2754-nucleotide messenger RNA. RefSeq lists its product as hypothetical. Lineage: Eukaryota; Metazoa; Annelida; Clitellata; Rhynchobdellida; Glossiphoniidae. Gene Ontology annotation, biological process: signal transduction; protein phosphorylation. The record is from RefSeq and is a predicted model, not a curated record. The coding region runs from base 1 to 2754 and encodes 917 amino acids. Gene Ontology annotation, molecular function: ATP binding; protein serine/threonine kinase activity. The transcript has 20 exons.
AUGACUCCAGCGGAGGCCCUCCGUAAACUGAAGGAGCGCGAAGAUCAGAUCAGGAAGGACAUAAUAAAGGAGAUGAAGAUCAAAGAGGGCGCCGAAAAAAUGAAAGAAGCGGCUGCCGACCGCAAAUCAGUGGCCGCCGAGAUCAAAAGGGCGACGUGCCAUCUCGACGACCUUCACGCCGAUCUUGACAAUUUGAGGACUUUCAAGUUUAUGAUCGAGUCGGGUGGGCUGGAUGUCAUCUCGGAACCUUCUGGAAGAUCAGGAACGGAUAAUGAUCCUUUGCAAAGGAAGAUUAACUCAAUACAGAAAAAAAUUGAAAUCGAGUUGAAGGUAAAGCAGGGAGCGGAGAAUAUGAUUGACAAGUACAACAGUGGCUCGCAGAGAGACAAAAAACUCCACCAGGAGGCACUCAAUAUGCACAGCGACGCUAAACAGAAGAUCGAUUUUUUGAGGAUGCAACAAGUGGGUUUCAUGAUGACGAUGACGGGGGUGGUGUUAGUGAUGAUAAUGAUGACGAGCAAGUUGGAGGAGAGGGUGGACGACAUCAGGCAUCACAUCAGGAUUGAAACUGCCAUCCAGGAGGGUGCCAAGAAACUCCUGCAAAGAACCCAAGAUAAGAAGGCAUAUGCUGAGGCCCAGAACACUGAACAACUUGCAAGUAUGAAGUUAGAAUUACUGAAGAUGUCACUUGAAAGCCGACUGGAUGAUCUUGUUGACCAGGUCAGUAAGAUAGAGAUGUUGAGGCAAGAUUUGGACUCAGUCCUGCUGUCUCCAUCGACGCCAGGAGCAGCCACUGCAGCAAGCACGACAUGCACGAAGGGCUGGUCUAACAACUUCAAGAACAGGCUGCAGGCACUCUCUGGCAAGUUGAACGUCAGAUUAGUUGGAUGUCAAGAUUUACUAGAGGAGAUUCCAUCUCGCACCUCUUCCACCUCAAGCAGGAAGGGUGACCAGACAAUUUCAGGGUUCAUUUCAACACCGUCUGAAGUCAAGACGCCAUCCUCCAAAUCCAUGAGACAUAAUAGGAACAAGUACAACGUUCGAGAAGACUUAUCUUCCGAAGUGAGAGCUACGUUGUACUUGGAUAAUCAGUUGGUAGGCGAGACAAGCUGGAGGAAUGUCAGUCAGCAGUGUUGGGAUCAGAGAUUCUGCUUUCAAUUAGAUAGAGCCCGGGAAUUAGCAAUUUUAAUUUCCUGGAGAGAUUACAGGCAGCUUUCAGCAGUGAAAUUUUUGCGAUUGGAAGAUUUUCUCGACGAUCAGAGGCACGGAAUGACCAUUGAUCUUGAUCCACAGGGUAUCCUAUUUGCAGAGAUUAAAUUCCUCGAUCCUCAGUUAUCCAUGAAGCCAAAACUUCAAAGACAGAGGCAACUCUUCCCAAAAGCGAAAGGUAAGAACGUAAUGCGACCGAACCAAGCCGACUUGAGUCUUCCGUUCUGGACCCGCCUAUUCAUAAAGGGCCACUUCCAGCAGACCCCUCCUCCACUGCCCUCCUCUGAACCUCCAUCUCUUGCGGGCCAUGCCACGACUACUCAGCCUUUUGUGCCACCAUUUCAACACCAUGUUUCCGUCGCAUCAAAUCGAGAUGCCACAAAAUUCUCCCUGGAUGAGUCCUACAUCUUGUCCCCCGAGGCAUACCCCAGGGUCGUCGCCCCCCACUCCUCUGACGACGCCUUCCUUCCAGGUGGGGGCAUGUCAGGGUCGUCGGCGACUGCCAACAAUGCUGUGAACAGCAGUAAGAAACUGACCAUAGACCAUUUCAGAUGCAUUGCCGUGCUAGGCAGGGGUCAUUUUGGAAAGGUUAUACUCUCCCAAUUCAAGAACACUGGCGACUAUUACGCCAUCAAAGCCCUAAAAAAAGGUGACAUCAUCGCCAGGGAAGAAGUUGACAGUUUGAUGUCGGAGAAGCACAUAUUCGAGAUCGCCAACGCCACGAAACAUCCAUUUCUCGUUAAUCUACUCGCCUGCUUCCAAACACCCGAGCAUGUAUGCUUCGUGAUGGAGUAUGCAAGAGGUGGGGAUCUAAUGAUGCACAUACACGCUGACGUUUUCACUGAACCUCGGAGCGUCUUCUACGCCGGCUGCGUCGUCCUAGGCCUGCAGUACCUGCACAACCAUAAAAUCGUUUACAGAGAUUUGAAACUGGAUAACUUGCUACUGGAUGCAGAUGGCUUUGUGAAGAUUGCUGACUUUGGCCUCUGCAAGGAAAACAUGGGAUUCGGUGACAGAACCACAACCUUUUGUGGCACCCCUGAAUUUCUUGCCCCUGAGGUGCUGACCGAGCCCUCUUACACCAGGGCCGUCGAUUGGUGGGGUCUUGGGGUGCUCAUUUUUGAGAUGUUGGUUGGAGAGGCACCAUUCCCUGGCGACGAUGAGGAGGAGGUGUUCGAUAGCAUCGUCAAUGAGGAGGUCAAGUACCCCAGGUUCCUAUCUGCCGAGGCCACCACCAUCAUGAAGAGGCUGAUGAGGAAGAACCCAGAGAAGAGGUUGGGGUCAAGUGAGGCCGAUGCAGAGGAUAUCAAAAAGCAGGCCUUCUUCAGGAAUGUGAACUGGGAAGACCUUCUAGCAAAGAGAGUUAAACCUGCUUUUGUGCCAAUUAUUAAACACGCUGAAGAUGUCAGUAACUUCGACGACGAGUUCACCUCUGAGAAGCCAGUCUUAACGCCGCCGAAAGAAUGGAGGCCACUGCUUGAAAAUGACCAGAAACAUUUCAAGGAUUUUGAUUUCGUUGCCGGCUGGAGUACUGGGAUAUGUUGA